CAACCCCCAUCCCAUCCUGCCUUCAUAUCCAUCUCCCCAAAGCUUAACUAGCUAGCUACACCAUAAAUGGCAACUCCCCAAUCCCGCAAUGACCAGCCCAAGCUCUCCUACCAGGUGGCCAAGACCGCCACCGCAGCCACCGUGGGUGGCUCUCUCAUGCUCCUCUCCGGCCUCACCCUCGUCGCCACCAUCGUCGGCCUCGUCAUCGCCACCCCGCUCCUCGUCAUCUUCAGCCCCGUUCUCCUCCCCGCUCUCCUCGCCGCUCUCUUGAUCCUCACCGGCUUCCUCGCCUCCGGUGCUUUCGGUGCUACUUCCUCUUUCAUCUUCUACUGGAGCUAUAGGUACAUAACAGGGAAGCACCCGAUCGGAGCGGACAAGAUCGACUAUGCGAAGGACAAGCUGGCGAAUGCGGCGUACGGAAUCAAAGAGAAGGCGGAGCAGCUCGGGAACAAGGCGCAGCAGCAGAUCAAGGGCACUGUCCAGGACAGUGCUUGAAAGAAGAACAGAAUGGAGUGGAUCUGAAUAAUAUGCUAUAUAUAUAUAUAUAUAUAAAAGCUAGUAUAAAGCCAUACAUAUACAUAUAGAUAUAUAUGGCAUAGUAAUAUAAUAGGUAGCAAGAAUUGGCCAUGCAUCAUCUAUCUAUCAUCCAUCCAUCCAUCCAUCAGUGUUUGACCGAGUGGUCGGUGUUUUAUGUAGGUUAUCAUCAUAUGUAGCUAAAUUGGGUUUGAUGGUGGGGUCGAGACCGUCAACAUGCAGUAGUGGCUAUAUAUACCAUUUAUCAUUUAUCUAUGUACCGACCAAUAAUAUAUAAAUGGCCAAUUCUGGUAGUUGUAAUAAAUAAAUAUAAUGUGUUCAAUUCAACUGUUCUCCUUCAUAUAUGCA
Molecule: messenger RNA, 882 nt
Organism: Cuscuta europaea
Lineage: Eukaryota; Viridiplantae; Streptophyta; Magnoliopsida; Solanales; Convolvulaceae
Source: the annotation of a GenBank genome assembly